Messenger RNA from Gymnodraco acuticeps, 7777 nucleotides. RefSeq names its product collagen alpha-6(VI) chain-like. The record is from RefSeq and is a predicted model, not a curated record. Lineage: Eukaryota; Metazoa; Chordata; Actinopteri; Perciformes; Bathydraconidae.
CCUAAAAGACGAGGACCUCUGCUUGUGUUCAGAGGGAGCAGGAGGAGCGGCACGUCUGAAGAGAGGCACCCACGAAGCGUCCCAACAUGAAGGGAAGAACGAGAAUUUUCCUCGGCGUUAUCGUAGCAGCGUAUUUCUCUGGCAUCGCUGCUCUGACGACAGAUUGUGAAAAUGCCACCGUGGCCGACAUCGUCUUCCUGGUGGACGGAUCCAUCGACAAGAAGAACUUCGUGAAGGUCAAAGGUUUUCUCAGCAGUGUCAUCAAGGACCUCAACAUCGGCUGGAAAAAGGUUCGUAUCGGCGUGGCUCAGCACAGCGAUAAAACUCACCAGGAGUUUCUGCUGAAGGAUCACGUGGAUAAGAGAUCCCUGAUGAUCGCAGUUAAAAACAUGCCCUACCAAGAAGGAGGCACAUUUCAAUUCCGAACAGGAGGCACAGAAACAGGCAAGGCCAUCGACUUCCUCCGGACGCAGUAUUUCACGGAGGAAGCAGGGAGCAGAGCCGGCCAAAGGGUGCCUCAGAUCGCUGUGGUUAUCACGGAUGGAGACUCCACGGACGAUGUGAUCGCACCCGCCCAGCGCCUGAGGCAGCAGGGAGUCAUCGUGUUUGGCAUCGGGGUGGGAGCAGCCAACCUGCAGCAGCUCGAGUCCAUCGCCAACCGGCCUCCAGAGCGCUUCCGGUCCUACAUCAGUAACUACGCGGUUCUGCAGACGCUGAAAGACCAUCUGCUGAAAACUGUGUGCAUCUCAGUGGAGGAUCAGAAGCAAGCAUUGACAGACAGGUUUGCAGAUGUCUUCUUCAUGCUGGACGGUAGCAUGGCUCCAGGAAUGGUCCCGGAGGUCAUAUCUGACUUGGUUGAAUUGAUCGAUCGUCUCCAUGCCUCAGCGUCCACCUACCGUAUUGGUUUGGCCCAGUACGGUGAAGAUACCAAGGUCGAAUUCUCCCUUGCGAAAUUUAAAAACAAACAGAAAAUCAUCGAAACUGUCAAGCGUUUCCGCCUGCGCCCAGACACCCACAAACCAGCUGACCUGGGCGGUGCCCUGAUCAACGCCAACACUCACCUUUUUACCAGUGAGGCCGGGGGCCGUGCGCAUCAAGGCUCCCGACAGUAUCUGGUUGUUAUGAGUGCAAAAGACUCCAAACGCUCCGUCUAUAGGGACGCUGAAUUGAUCAAAUCAUCGGGGGUAACUCUUAUAGGAAUGAGUGCAGGUGCAAGUAUGGAAUCAAUCGAAUCAUUUGCCAGUCCUGACUAUGCAUAUAAUACUUCAAACCUGUUAAUUUUGGAGGAUGUCAUCUUGACUGAGAAAAAGGAGAUCAUUACUGAAGAUUGCAAAGGAGCCACGGUGGCAGACAUCGUGUUCAUCGUUGACGAGUCGGGAAGCAUUGGAAAUGAAAACUUUCGGCUCAUGCGCAACUUCCUGCACUUGGUCGUGAGCAGCUUGGAUGUAAGUCCGAAGAGAGUCAGAGUGGGCAUUGUCACGUACAACGAUGUCUCCACACCACAGGUCUUCCUCAACUCAUUCAACAACAAGGACGAAUUGCUUGAGUACAUCAAGAUCCUGCCUUACAAUGGAGGUGGUACGAAUACUGGAGAGGCCCUGAAUUUUACUCGGGAAAACGUCUUUAUUAAAGAGAAGGGCUGCAGGAAAGAAAACGGUGUCCAACAGGUGGCGGUGGUCAUCACUGAUGGUAAAUCCCAGGAUGAAGUGAGCAAAGCAGCAAUUACUCUGCGUCGAGCCGGUGUUACCAUUUACGCUUUAGGGAUAAAAGAUGCCAUGGAGAGCGAACUGUUGGAAAUGGCUUCACACCCUCCUGAUCAGCACGUUUUUACCCGGAAAAGUUUCACCGAGCUGACGCACCUGAAGCAGACCCUGCAGAAAAUCCUGUGCAAAAACAUCAUUGCCAAAGCAGUCCCAAGGAAAUCAGAAACCAAAGAAGUUUGUGUAAAAACGGAUGAAGCAGACAUCUUCUUCCUUAUGGAUGACUCAGGAAGCAUUACAUGGCAAGACUUCGCAGAAAUGCAGAACUUCAUCAACAAGUUUAUAGAACACUUCCAAAUUGGGCCACAACAAGUCCGCAUUGGGCUUGUGAAAUAUGCUGAUUCCCCAACUGAUGAAUUUGAUCUGACAACCUACUCCGAUGAAAAGUCAUUGGUGAAUGCCAUCAACAGUAUAAUUGGCGUAGGAGGUGGGACGGAGACAGGAAAAGCACUUUCACACAUGGGCCCACUCUUUAAGAGAGCGGCGGCCACGCGUGGUCAUGAAGCCCCAAAGUACCUGAUUGUCGUCACAGAUGGAAAGUCCACUGAUAAGGUGAAGGCUCCUGCAGAAGAACUGAGGGAGCAGGGAAUCAUUAUCUACGCCAUUGGGGUGAAAAAUUCAUCCCAAACUGAGCUAGAAGAGAUUGCAGGAGACCCCAAGAGGACUAUCUUCGUCAGAAAUUUUGAUGCCUUGAAAUCCAUCAACAAUGAAAUCAUCAGAGAAAUCUGUUCUGAAGAAGCCUGCAGAGACAUACAGGACGACAUCUUUUUCCUCACUGACAGCUCUGAGAGCAUCGAUGAGGAAGAGUUUCAGAAAAUGAAAGACUUCAUGAAAUUUGUCAUCAGCAAGUCGGCCAUCGGGGAGAACAAGGUGCACGUCGGUGUCAUGCAGUUCAGUACCAGCUACAAUCUGGAGUUUCCCCUCAACCAAUACUACAGCAAUGUUGACAUUUUGAGAGCCAUUGAUGAUAUGAAGCAGAUGAAUGAAGGUACGAGCACAGGAAAGGCCAUCACAGAGGUUUCAAGGUAUUUCGAUGCGGCCAGAGGAGGGCGUCCUGGCAUGAGUCAGAAUCUGAUAGUGAUUACAGACGGCAAGGCACAAGACGACGUCAGGGGUCCCGCUGAGGCUCUGAGGAAAAAGGGGGUUGUGAUCUACUCCAUCGGAGUGAAGAAUCACAACCCCACCCAGCUGAAGGAGAUCAGCGGUUAUUCUCACAGGGUUUAUUCUGUGAAGGACUUUGAUGCGCUGAACGACUUGGAAGCCCAGGUUUCCUCAAAGAUUUGCGAGAGAGGAUGUAAAAUGGAAAAAGCCGACAUUAUUUUCCUGGUGGACAGCUCCAGAAUAUCUCAAAUACAUUAUGAAAGCAUGCAGAGGUUUAUGGCAUCAAUAGUGAACCAAACCACAGUUGGCACCAGCCUGACUCGUUUCGGGCUUAUUUCCUACUCAGAUGAACCCCGGACUCAUUUUAAACUGAACGCCUACGACUCCAAGCGUAAAGUUCUUGCAGCGAUACCAACGGUGAAGCCGGAAGGAGGAGGCACCUACACAGACAAAGCCUUGAGAUACUCUCUAGAGUACUUUAAUGCCAAACAUGGAGGCCGGGAGGUGCCUCAGAUUCUCAUAGUGAUCACAGACGGAGCUGCGAACAUACCUUCCAACCUAAAGGGUCCGGCUGAUAAACUGCGAGAACACGGGGUCACCGUCAUCAGUGUCGGAGUGAAAGAAGCAGAUCGAGAUCAGCUGUUGACCAUUGCUGGCAACACCGGCAGAAGUUUCUUUGUGGACAGAUUUGAGGCCCUAGGAACUCUGCACAACGAUAUGUCUUCUGUCCUCUGCAAUGCCACAAAACGAGGAUGUAAGGGAAAGCAGGCCGACCUGAUCUUCCUACUCGAUCAGUCAAGCAGCAUUAAUACAGAAGAUCACGACAUGAUGAAAAACUUCACAGCAAGCAUAGUGAACAGCUUUACCAUCAGUAAAGACCGGGUGCGUAUUGGACUCGCUCAGUUCAGCGAUAAGCCUCAGGACGAGUUUGACCUCAACAGCUACUUCAGGGAGGAGGAUUUGAUCGGGCACAUCCAAAACUUGAAAUACACUGGUGGAGACACAUUCCUCGGGAAAGCCUUGGUUCACAUAAGCAAAUACUUUGACGACAGUCGUGUUGUCCCGAAGAAUCUGGUGUUGAUCUCAGAUGGCGGGUCGCAUGAUGACGUGGAGGAUGCAGCUGACUAUCUCAGGAUACAUAACAUUUCAGUGUUUGCCAUCGGCGUUGGUGACAUUCACGACCUGGAGCUCUUGCAGAUCACUGGCAACCCGGAGAGGCUGUUGACUGUGCAGAACUUUAACGGAUUGGAAAAUAUCAAGCAAGACUUGGUCGACAUCUUAUGCGAUGAUCCAGGUCCAGGUCCAGAUCCAACCCCACCCACACCUUCACCCCGUCCCUCCUCAACAACCCCAACCCCACCCACACCUUCACCCCGUCCCUCCUCAACAACAACAACCACACCCCCACCACCGCCCACUCCCACACCCCCCCCAAGCAACUGCAGCAUCGAUAUCGCCAUGGGAUUCGAUAUUUCUCAGAGAACAGCAGGGGAGAAGCUGGUCAGCGGUCACACCAUGCUCCUGAGGUUCCUGCCGGAAAUCGUCAGGUCCGUGUCUUCGGUGAAAACCCUUUGCUGCGUCGGUCCAGAUCCUGUCCAGCCCAAGAUUGCUUUCCAAGUGCUGGAUAGUGACGGGCGUUCCUUGUACGACACAGACUUUGAAGCCUACAGCAAGGAACUGGUGGACAAAGUCAUGGAAGUGCAAAUGUCAGGGCCUACUUACUUCAAGACGGCCAUGCUGAACUCCUUCAAGCAGAGGUUCUUGGACAAGUCCAAAGCUGAUGUGAAGGUGCUGGUGAUCUUCUCAGACGGACUCGAUGAAGACGUGAAGACACUGGAGCAUGAAGCUGAGCUGCUGCGUCAGUCUGGGGUCAGCACUCUGCUCACCGUGGCCCUGGAGGGGACCCGGGACCCCGCCCAGCUGCAGAUGGUGGAGUUCGGAAGAGGGCUCGAGCACAAACUCCCUCUGAGCAUCGGCAUGCCGAGCGUGGGCAGCACCAUCCACAAACAGAUCGACACGGUGUCGGACAGGAAGUGCUGCAACGUCAUGUGCAAAUGUUUGGGAAACGAAGGCAUCCGUGGUUCUCGCGGCAUCCUGGGGUCAAAGGGCGAGCCGGGGCUGAAGGGUUAUCCGGGAUUCCCGGGGGAGGAAGGCCACUCCGGGGGGGGCGGGCCUCCUGGACCCAGCGGACCUCAGGGCGUCCAGGGCUGUCCUGGAGUCAGAGGACAGAAGGGCUACCGGGGCUUCUCCGGGAACAUCGGCGGAGACGGAGACGACGGACUGGACGGAGUCUGUGGAGAGCAGGGACUGGCAGGAUCAGAUGGAGCUCAAGGAGAAAGAGGAGACUCAGGAAACCCAGGUAUCCGGGGCAUCAGAGGGGAGGCGGGGGUGGCAGGACAGCGAGGACUGAGUGGAGAUCCGGCGGAGCGCGGCGUUGAUAACACCAGCCCUGGAGCCAAAGGAAACCCUGGGAACCCCGGACCCCCGGGUUUAUCCGGAGUGGAUGGAGGACCAGGCGUUGCAGGUGACGUUGGAUUCAAGGGUGCCGAUGGGAGAAGAGGCUCUGUGGGGGAGAAGGGUCCACCUGGAGGGCCUGGGGUUCGAGGAUCUAAGGGCAUCCCCGGUGCUUCAGGUCCACAGGGUCUCAGAGGCGGAGAAGGUGAAACAGGAGAGCAAGGGACCUCUGGCUCCUCCGGACCUCAGGGGGGGUUGGGACCAGCUGGAGGCCCGGGGUUACCCGGACGCCGCGGCGCUACUGGACAGAAGGGCCAACCAGGGGAGCUGGGGGGUGAGGGGGACCCAGGGUCACCGGGACCCCACGGACUGCCGGGUCAGGAUGGUAGAGACGGGUAUGGACCUCCAGGACAAACAGGUGCACAGGGAGCUCCUGGUUUCCCUGGUAACCCCGGUCUGAGUGGAGAGGACGGCCAGCAGGGAACUAACGGGUUCCUCGGGAUGAAAGGGAACCGAGGGCGAGGGGGGAACUCAGGCGGGUCGGGAGGACCAGGAACGCCUGGAGAGCCGGGACAUCCAGGACACCGGGGUCCCAAGGGUCCUCCAGGACUCAGAGACAAGACUGAGUGUCAGCUGAUCUCCCUCAUCAGAGACAACUGUGAAUGUCAUCAAGGGGCCUCUUCGUGCCCGGCCUUCCCCACGGAGCUGGUUCUGGGGCUGGACAUGUCGCAGGACGUGACCCCGACGGCCUUCGAGCGGCAGCGCUCCGCCCUGCUGUCUCUGCUGGAGGACGUCUCCGUCUCCGAGAGCAACUGUCCGACGGGGGCCCGGGUGGCCGUGGUGGGAUUCAGCGCCCACACCAAGUACCUGAUCCGCUUCCAGGACUACCGGACCAAGACGCAGCUGCUGGAGCUGCUGAGGAACGUGGCCCUGGAGAAGACGUUCAGCCGGCGCCAGCUGGGGGCCGCCAUGCGCUUCGUGGGGCAGCACGUCUUCAAGCGUGUGCGAGCGGGGGUGAUGAUGAGGAAGGUGGCCGUCUUCCUCUCCAACGGGCCAUCGCAGGACGUGGAUGACAUCGUCACCGCCACCAUGGAGUACCGCGGCCUCAACAUCGUCCCCGCCGUCAUCUCGCUGAAGAACGAUAACAACACCGCCGCGGCUCUGGAGGUGGACGACUCCAGAUCCUCCAUGUUCACGGUGCUGAGGAGAACCGCUGACCUGAUGAAGGUUAAGAACUGUGCCAUCUGUUACGACCCGUGCCAGCGCUCGCAGCAGUGCUCCUUCAUCCUGGACCCGCUGGCGCCUCAGGAGGCGGAUGUGGACCUGGUUCUGGUUCUGGACAGCUCCAGGGAGGUGCAGGCUGAUGAGUACUCCGGCAUGCAGCAGCUGCUGGGCUCCGUGGUGGAGCAGCUGGCCGUGAGCCCCACCCCCCGCAGGCCCGGAUCAGGGGCCCGGGUGGCCCUCGUCCAGCAGAGCGGCUUCCGGGCCCCCAAGGUGGAGUUUGGGUUCGGGACCUUCCAGACCUCCGGCCAGAUGAAGAGGCACCUGAUGAACAUGACGCAGCAGGGCGGCUCCUCGGCGCUGGGCGUCACUCUGAACAUGGCCCUGACGGAGCUGCUCCUGAAGGCAGCGCAGCCCCGCAGGAGGAGGGUGGUGCUGACCCUGGUGGGAACCAGCACGGCCCCCCAGGACCGGGCCCAGCUCAGCUACGUCUCCCAGAAGGCCCAGUGUGAGGGGGUGGCGCAGUUCGUGGUGACGGUGGGCGAGCGCUACGACCGCAGGCAGGUGGAGGAGGUGGCGGGGGGGCCACUCCUGCAGCACCUCAUCCACCUGGACCGACUGAAGGCCGAGGAGCAGAGCUACACCCAGCGCUUCUUCAGGGUCUUCCUCUCCGCGCUCAGCAAGGGAGUGAUCAAGUAUCCUCCUCCGUCUCUAGCCUGCAGUGAACUGAGAGACCCAGCAGACACACAGCAGCUCAACGGGCGUCUGUCUCCUCAAGAAGGACCCCGGGCCCUGUCGGGACUUCAAAGUGAAGUGGUUCUUCAACAGCAAGCCGAGGAGAUGCUCUCGCUUCAAGUACGGAGGCUGAGAAGGGUGAGAAGAAGAGGAGAGGGAGAGCGCAGGACACGAUGAAGAAAUCCACCGUGACUCAGGAAUAUCUUUAGCCUGCAAAACACACGAGGGAAAGUUCAAACUGCUCCAGCUCUCAUCAGGAUUUUGAGUUUUUGUCUUCAACAUUCGUGUUGCUCGAACACCUUUGGAGCUCUCUGAAAACAGUCAGGAUUCAGAGACUUUCAAGGACAAAAUAAAACGGUUUACACUCAAACCUGCAGGGGAGGAGGACCACAGAGGAAGAUCUUUAAAUGAAGUGUGGGCGCCCCCUGCUGCUGGAAGUGAGGAACACAUCGGUGUAAUCUGAAGUACUGUAUUUAACCAUUUAUAAGAAUAAAACCUUGAACAUA